AUGAAAUUUUUACUGAGCAAACGGAUAUCUUUUGUUCUUCGUGUUAAUUUAGCUCCAUCGCUACCGUUCAGACCUGGUGAUGGCAUUUGUAAAAAUGCAACUUGGGCUGAAAAUGCUACUACGAUAGCUGGUGGCAAUGGUCGAGGAUCUCAACUCAAUCAAUUCGAUCGUCCACAUGGACUUUUUCUUGAUGACAAUCAAAAUAUCUAUGUUGCAGAUAGUGUUAAUGACCGAAUAGUUAAGUGGGAUCGUAAUGCUUCAAGUGGUCAGCUAGUUGCAGGUGGAAAUGGAAGAGGAAACUAUAGCAAUCAACUAAAUUUUCCACUGGAUGUUAUUGUCGAUAAAAAUGGAACAAUGUACAUUAGUGACAGAGGUAAUGAGCGUGUUCAGCGAUGGUCUCUCGGUGCUCAAAAUGGACAAACAAUUAUAGAUGAUAUAUUUGUCUUCGGUAUAGCACAAAAUGAUCAAGGCUCACUGUAUACGUCUGAUCUGCGAAAAAAUGAAGUGAAGAAAUGGCGAAUCGGUGAGACGGUUGGACAAUUGAUCACUUCAGAAGUUCAAUUUCCGGGCUUACUGUUCGUUGACCGAUAUCGAUCGAUCUAUAUAUCUGACGUGUUCAACGACAGAGUGAUAAAAGUAGAUGACAAAACAACACAAAUGUCAAUUGUCGCUGGAGGAUCUAGGGGCGAUGGCGAAAACCAAUUCUAUUUUCCAAGUGGUGUUGCUGUCGAUGGGUUAGGCACUGUCUAUGUGGCUGACUCGUAUAAUAACCGAGUAAUGCGAUGGCCACAUGGUGCUACAUUUGGUACUAUUAUUGCUGGUGGUCGUGGCCAAGGCUCUCGAUCUGAUCAACUCGAUAACCCUAUUGGUAUUUUAUUUGAUCCUGACGGAAAUCUGUAUGUUGUUGAUCAGAAUAACAAUCGGGUGCAAAAAUUUGACAUUGAUAACAAUUCAUGCUGA
Molecule: messenger RNA, 960 nt
Organism: Rotaria sp. Silwood1
Lineage: Eukaryota; Metazoa; Rotifera; Eurotatoria; Philodinida; Philodinidae
Source: the annotation of a GenBank genome assembly